AAGGUUCUCAACGUGGUUCCCGCAGCAGUCCAACGUGUGGAGCAGCUGAGAAUGAAGAGAGCGAGUUUAUAAAGGAGAUUAUUGAAUAAGUUGCUUGGUUCUUCUCUACAAUGGGGGAGUUUAAGGUGCACCGGGUCCGGUUCUUUGACUACAUGCCGUCGGCUAUCCGAGCUCUUGCCUUCCAACCGCAGCGGGAGAAAAUUGCUGUAGCCCGGACAAGUGGCUCAGUGGAGAUCUUUAACUGUGCUGACCGCUUCUUUCAGGAAAAGAUAAUUCCAGGACGAGAGCAAGCUGCUACUGAGGCCCUUGCCUGGGUCGGGGAUCGCCUCUUCAGUGCUGGCUUGAAUGGAGUGAUUAGUGAAUAUGAUUUGGAAAACCAAAAAGUGAAAUACACAAUCGAUGCAUUUGGAGGCCCAAUGUGGACCAUAGCUAGCAACCAGCAGGGCACACAUUUAGCUGUUGGGUGUGAAGAUGGGACUGUGAAGCUGUUUGAGGUGUGUGAAGGCAAAAUCCAGUUCGAAAAGAAUCUGGCGAAGCAGAAAGGACGUAUUCUCUCUCUCUCCUGGCAUCCCUCUGGUUCUAGGAUAGUAGCAGGAAUGAUGGAUAUGAUUCGGGUUUUCAACACAGAAACAGGGCAGUCAGUACACAGGUUACUGGUGGAGCGUGGAAUAGGAGCCUCCCGGAGUGUGGAGUGUGUGGUUUGGGGUGUGGUUUACCUCUCAGAUGGCACCAUCAUCAGUGGAGAUUCAUCCGGAAAGGUUAAAAUAUGGGAUGACCUCACUGGAACACUCAUUAAAAGCCACCAGGUCACCAAGUGGGAUGUGCUGGCAUUAUCAGUUUCACAGGAUGAAACCAGUGUUGUUGCUGGGACGUCAGAAGGUACUGUGGUCCAGUUCCAGUUCCUCUCAGUAGUGCUGGGCCAGGAGGACAAAGAGUGGGUCCAAACAAGGAUCUUUAAGAACCACACACAUGAUGUCCGGGCUGUGCUGGAGCUCGGCACUGCUGUUGUAUCAGGCGGUAUGGACACACAGUUUGUGGUGAGACCUCUCCUGGAUAAAAUUGAGGAGAGGGGUCCUGAGUGUGUCCUGCGCAAAAUCCAGUUCCCACAUCGGAGCUUAGUGUCAUGUGCAAAGAAGGCCGGCCUGCUUCUAUUCCAGUACCCUGGCCAUCUGGAGUUGUGGAGACUGGGAGAGAGUGAUGGACAUGGAGCUUCUGGAAGUGUGUUACCUGUGAAAAGAAAACCAGAGAAGUUACUUCAUUUGAAGAUAAAGGGUGAAGAGCACAUUUGCUGCAGUGCAGUGUCACCAUGUGGAGAGUGGAUUGCAUACUCAACUGUGGCCAGUUUCCGACUAUACAGACUCCACUGUGACAACAACAAUGUCAGCAUCACCAAGGUGUCCAAACUUCCAAAGGUUCUCAGCUCAGCCAAUCAGAUUUGCUUCUCUUCAGACUCCUCCAAGCUGUUUGCAGCAUCCACUUGUUCAUCAGUACAUGUGGUAUCUCUAAGCCAGACUGUGCACAAGUUUGUGUGCACCCUCAAGCCAAAAUCUGGAUCUGUUCAGGCAGUUCACCUGCUAGCAGCCAGUGAGGAUGGGAAGUGGCUGGCUUCAGCAAACAGUGACCGUGAGGUGCAAAUCUACAACCUGACAAAAAUGAAGCUCCACAGCACAGUGCCUGUUUACAACUCCGGAGUCACUGCCAUGGCCAUCCACCCGACCACUAACAACCUGUUCAUGGUGCAUGCAGAUCAGCAGGUCUUUGAGUACUCGAUAGAAGAGAAGAAGUACACGGACUGGAGCAGACAGGUUCAGAGGAACGGGCUUCAUUAUCUGUGGUUAGCGAGAGACACGCCCGUAACCAACGUGACCUUCAAUCCCAAAAAUCCCACCCACAUUAUUCUGCAUGAUGCGUACAUGUUCUGCAUCAUUGACCAAACCCUGCCUCUCCCUGAUUCAUGCAGUCAGUUCUACAAUCAGCUGACUCUAAGGAGCCUACCAGAGAAGGACAGGACAAAACACAGCCAUGCUUUCAAAAUGUGCAAGACCUUCAAGGAGCUGAUGUUUGUGGAGCUGAUGGAGGAUCAGUCACUGGUAGCAGUGGAGCGCCCUCUGGUGGAAAUUGCUGCACAGCUGCCAGCACCAGUCAGACAGAAGAAGUUUGCCACUUAAGUUUGUGUGUGAGAGUUGUGUGAGAGUUGUGUGAGAGUUGUGUGAGAGUUGUGUGAGAGUUGUGUGAGAGUUGUGUGAGAGUUGUGUGAGAGUUGUGUGAGAGUUGUGUGAGAGAGAGGCCUAUUGUGAACAUACUCCUCUUAGUGCUUUGUUAUGGCUGUUUGAAACAAUAAUAAACAGAAUAUUUACUGUAAAAAUCA
Messenger RNA from Astyanax mexicanus (Mexican tetra), 2368 nucleotides. RefSeq names its product UTP4 small subunit processome component (gene utp4). Bases 111 to 2168 code for a protein of 685 amino acids. Gene Ontology annotation, molecular function: RNA binding; protein binding. Gene Ontology annotation, cellular component: t-UTP complex; 90S preribosome; small-subunit processome. The record is from RefSeq and is a predicted model, not a curated record. NCBI's taxonomy places the organism in Eukaryota, Metazoa, Chordata, Actinopteri, Characiformes, Acestrorhamphidae. Gene Ontology annotation, biological process: maturation of SSU-rRNA from tricistronic rRNA transcript (SSU-rRNA, 5.8S rRNA, LSU-rRNA). The transcript is spliced from 16 exons.